UUGCCGUCGUUGUCGUCGUCGUCAGCGUCGUCGUCGUCGUCGUCGUCGUCGCCGUCGUCGUCGACGUCGUCGUCAAAGAAACGUUACCGAAAGAUAUCAUCGUCGAUUCGUCGGUCAACCUCAGAUGUCUUCUUUUCUUCGUAGCACCACCUGCCGCUCUGUGCUUUCGCGUGGUUGCAUCGACAGCGGCAGGUCCUCUUAUCGAUCCUCUCCAAUUUUUCCUCUAUUCUCGAAGGAAAUUGUCGAUAGGUGGUCCUGCUGGUCCACUGCGAUCAUGUUUACCGAUAAAAAAAGAAGGAAAAUUAUUCGGCCAGUUUUACGAAUAACUUCGCGGAGUUUUCAUCGAUUAGUUCGCGAGUGACAAACUGUUUGAAAUAAACAAAACGGGGUGGAACGGAGAGAGACGGGAGAGGAUAGAAGAAAUAGAUGAAAUCCAAAGACGGUUUUAUAUACCGGUUGAUAGUUACAACCCAAAGUAUUAGAGUUUGCGGACUAUAGUAUAUGAUUAUUUGAUGGUGCAGAUAUAGAAGAGAAUAAGUUGGUGUUAUAAGUAAAAUAAGAAAAAGAAGAAGAGAAAGAUCGAAGGUGACUAGGUGUUUCUUAGAUUGGAUGGUUCCGCGAGGGUUAAGCAUCGAGAGGUCGACUUGGGAGCAACCAGAGCCGGAACAGCAACGUUUCUACGAUUCUCCGCCACCACGGAUGGACGUGAGCGUGUGCUGUUUACCCGCCAGUGCCGGCUCGGGGGCCCAGCACUCUCAUCCGGCGAGUUUGCCGUCCGGUGGACAGUCGACGAUCCAGGCACCUUAUCAGUAUGCCGAUCAGAUAGUACCGGAUCGGGGUCAACCCGACGGACUCGCGGUACUCGGCUGUACCGGACAGAACAACUGGCAACAGAUCUCAAACUCGUCCACCGUCGCGGCUGGUGUCACUGCGACAACCACAGCGUACAUCGAUUAUUCUUGGCUGCAGAUGCAGCAGACAUCGGACUUGGAUACGUUUCUCUGUAGACAAGAUCUCGAUCGUUUGCCAAAAUUAGACGAAGAUGACGGGGAUAAGGAUACGAGAGAAUCCUCGGUACACAUGGAGGACUUUUUUGAAGUCGGUGGUCCGGUAUGCAGACCACAAGUUAGUUACAUAUCGUCGAGGAAUCAACCGGGUGGAAACGACGAUGACGUCUUUCUCAGGCCUCCCCUUUGGGAAGACAUUACGUCGAGCAUUCAAAAGCUCGACCCGGAGAACGCGGACAUGUUGGGUUCUCAAUCUCAUGUUAAAAUGGAAUCCGACGACGUGACAUCUCCGGUUCUUUCACCAGUGGAAAUAAAAACAGAGCCUUUGCCAGCCCCGCCGACUUUACACUUGCUCGAAGGGCCAGCCUCGAAUCCGGGACAGAGCUUUUCUAAUUCGGGACAGUCUAAUGUGUCGACGGGGGGACAACAACAGCUCGUACAUCAUCGAACUACGACUACGACAACGGCGGCAUCUUUCAAAGCUUUCCCACCGGUUAACUCUACAAAUGGAAAUAGUGUUACCGGUAAUACAGGAAAUGCCAAUACACCCUCCGUUGCUAGCAAUAAUAACGUUAACAAUAACGUUAACAACAACAAUAAUAAUAACAAUAACAACAACAACAAUGUGAAUAACAAUAACAACGGUAACAGCAACGAUACCACGACGAAUCAUCACGGAUCGUCUCAAGCCCAUCAACAAGCUGGUAAUGCAACGACUUCACCUCUUUACGGCUCGAUGACCAGGUUGAUGUACAUCUCACCGUUAACACCUCCCAUCUCGGAUCCUGGUUCGCCCAUCGGUGGUGGCCCACCACGACGGACACCGCCUCCGCCCUAUCCGCAACCCUCCAUUCUAAAUCCGCCCCAUCGGAUUCAACCGCCACCCAUAACGACCAAGUUUAACAGACGAAACAAUCCUGAACUCGAAAAGCGACGUGUUCACCACUGUGAUUUCAUAGGUUGUACGAAAGUAUACACGAAGAGUUCGCACCUAAAGGCCCAUCAGCGAAUACAUACAGGAGAAAAACCGUACCAGUGUCAAUGGCCAGAAUGUGAAUGGCGAUUUGCUAGAAGUGACGAAUUAACGCGGCACUACAGGAAACAUACCGGGGCUAAACCAUUCAAAUGCGCGGUUUGUGAGAGAUCAUUCGCUAGGAGCGAUCAUCUCGCUUUGCACAUGAAGAGACAUCUACCGAAGCAGCACACCAAGUGAAUUUUCCCACCCAACUACCCCCGACUCAAACGAAGAAAAUUCAGGGAAGAAAAUAUAUCUUAAAGGGCUGUUUUUGCUCCUCGUUCGAAAGAGAGUAACGAGAUAAACAUUUUAGGAAAUCAUUUCUAAUCUCUCUUCGAAUUGUUUAGAUCUCUGUUUUCUCAACCCUUGAAAUGAAGUCAAAUGACUUGUAAAAAUCAGAUCGAUAUUGUCAGAUCAGAUGAACUCUAUCGAAUGAUUGUAAUGUUCUCUUUUUCUAAAUGACAGGAAAGAGAGUAAGAAUACGUUCGAGUAUGUUACAAGUUCGCUUUGUAUCUCACAACGAAACGAUUUAUUUAUUCGCAAACAAUUAUGUUUUGGUCGUUUCGAUUGCACUGCUUACCUACCUACCUACCUACCUACCUACCUACCUACGUAGAUAAAUUCAAAAUAAUAAUUCGACUUGGACAGAAAAGGGCUUUCGUCGCUUUGGGUCGAUAAAAGUUCCAUUUUCAAUGGCUUGAUAUUAA
Molecule: messenger RNA, 2729 nt
Organism: Polistes dominula (European paper wasp)
Lineage: Eukaryota; Metazoa; Arthropoda; Insecta; Hymenoptera; Vespidae
Biological process (GO): regulation of transcription by RNA polymerase II
Molecular function (GO): RNA polymerase II cis-regulatory region sequence-specific DNA binding; DNA-binding transcription factor activity, RNA polymerase II-specific
Source: RefSeq, a predicted model, not a curated record